Chionomys nivalis (European snow vole) is the source of this 897-nucleotide messenger RNA. Its product is annotated as 60S ribosomal protein L24-like. Bases 1 to 897 code for a protein of 298 amino acids. Gene Ontology annotation, molecular function: mRNA binding; structural constituent of ribosome. The record is from RefSeq and is a predicted model, not a curated record. The transcript is spliced from 4 exons. Gene Ontology annotation, cellular component: cytosolic large ribosomal subunit. Lineage: Eukaryota; Metazoa; Chordata; Mammalia; Rodentia; Cricetidae. Gene Ontology annotation, biological process: cytoplasmic translation.
AUGUCUGGGCAGAGCAGAAGCAUCGUCCCCGGAGACUCUAUCAGACAAGAGUCCAGCAGUAGCUCAGGUUUGGAUUAUGAACUAAUUCCACUCUUUGAGGAUACCUACAGGAUUUUGAUAACAUUUAAGUCGAAAGAGCAUUUCAUGGCCGUGUACCUUCACGGGAUGAGAUUGGAAAGGGUGGUUGUGCAGUUUCUCAUUGUGUCGCUGGCUUGCAAACUCCGCAUAAAACGAAAUCGCGGUUUGGAUUAUGAACUAAUUCCACUCUUUGAGCAUACCUACAGUGUUGUGAUAACAGUUGAGCCAGAAGAGCAUUUCAUGGCCGUGUACCUUCGCGGGUUGAUUUUGGAAAGGGUGGCUGUGAUGUUUCUAAUCGUGUCACUGGCUUGCAAACUCCGCAUAAAACGAAAUCGAGCUCCCAUCACGAAGGUCAAGCUGUGCAGUUUUAGCGGGUACAAGAUCUACCCCAGACACGGGUGGCGCUACGCCAGGACUGACGGGAAGGUUUUCCAGUUUCUUAAUGCAAAAUGUGAGCCCGAAUUCCUGUCCAAAAGGAAUCCCCGGCAGAUAAACUGGACUGUCCUGUACAGAAGAAAACACAGAAAAGGACAGUCGGAAGAAAUUCAAAAGAAAAGAACCCGCCGCGCAGUCAAAUUCCAGCGGGCCAUCACUGGUGCAUCCCUUGCUGAUAUAAUGGCCAAGAGGAAUCAGAAACCAGAAGUUAGGAAAGCCCAGCAAGAGCAGGCCAUCAGGGCUGCCAAGGAAGCAAAAAAGGCUAAGCAGGCAUCCAAAAAGACUGCAAUGGCUGCUGUCAAGGCCCCCACAAAAGCAGCACCUAAACAAAAGAUUGUGAAGCCUGUGAAGGUCUCUGCUCCCCAAGUUGGUGGAAAACGCUAA